CAAAUGUUUAGUGCUCCACACUUCAGUGAUCUCCGCCUUGAAGAUGGCAGCCGGUUUAGCUCAGGAUGCUUUGGGAGAAGAAUUGACAUGUGCGAUUUGUUUGGAGAUCUACACGGACCCCGUCGUUCUCGACUGCAAGCACAACUUCUGCUGCACCUGUAUCGAAGAGACCUGGUCAGCUACGGUCAGUUACUCGUGUCCGGAAUGCAGGACCGAAUACAGCGAGAGGCCGACGCUGGAACGGAAUUUAAAGCUGGCGAACAUUGUUCAAAGAUACCUGGCUCUGGGGGUCUCCCAGAACGCGGUUCUGUGUAACUACUGCACCCUGAAGGCGCGGUCAGCCGUCAAAACCUGUCUGAAGUGCGAAGCCUCGAUGUGUCCGGAGCACCUGAGGCACCACACCGAGAGCGCCGUCUUCAAAAACCACCUCCUGAUCGAACCUACUGCAGACGUAUCCCGGUGGAAAUGCACGGAACACCAGGAGCUGCUGAAGAUUUAUUGUAAAGAUGAUCAAGUCUGUGUCUGCACCCUCUGUACUUUAAUCGGGAAACACAAGGAUCACCGCUGCGACAGCAUCAGCGAGGGAGAGAAGGAGCUGAGGAAUCAUUUGCAACAUCAGCUUCAGAAGAUCCGAAAUAAUGUUGAAACUGUUCAAUUAGCUGUGAGUGAUCUUCAGAAAGAGAAGAGCAAUGCACAGAGUGUGAAAAAGAAUGUGCAAAUGAAAAUUAAAGCAAAAUACGAGACACUGAGGAAGCACAUUGAUAAGGAGGAGAGAAGAAUUCUGCGACUCCUGGAAAUUGAGCAAACCCGGAUGGUCACCGAGAUUGAUGGCAAGAUCACUGAACUUGAAAGGAAAGUGAGAGACUUUGAAAGGUCCUUUUCUGAUCUCAGUGAACUUCUGAAGCACAAUGAGGAACUUUCAUUCAUUCAGCAGCUUAAUUCAAUGGCAGACAGAAUGAAGGAAGCAUCUGAACCAUUCAUGGCACCGACCCCCACCUCUGAUCAGGGUAAAACUGUUGUGGAAAGGCUGGCAGAGUGGGUCCAAAGGCAGUAUGUGGCAGCACCCACACCAACCCUGGACAGCAACUUCCUGCUUUCAGCAUCCGUAAUCUCAUGUCUCACUCAGCCCCUCCUUUGCCUCAAAGAUGGACAGACGCCAAGCCUGGACCCUCGCACGGCAUUUCCGCAUCUAAUCCUGUCUGAUGGUAACCAGUCUGUGUCGGGUUCCAAGCACCAGCAGCCUUACCCUGAUAGCCCCAAGAGGUUCAACUACUGGUGGCAGGUUUUAUGCACGGAGAGAGUGAGCACCGGCCGCUGCUACUGGGAGGUGGAAGUGGGUGGAGAACGCCGCCGCUGGGAUAUCGGUGUAUGUUACGAGAGCCUGAGACGGAAGGGCGAGGGUAAAGAAUGUUCCCUGGGACAAAACAAGGAAUCAUGGUGCCUGUACUCUGAGCCGGGCAGUCUGGCAGCCUUGCACGAUGAUAACAUUACCACGCUGACUGUUCAGAUGCCCAGCAGGGUGGGCGUCUAUGUGGACUUUGAAGGGGGAAUGAUUUCCUUUUACAGUGUGGUGGACAAGAAAUUAGUGCCUUUACACACCUUUCAACAGCAAGUGUUCACUAAACCCCUCCACCCAGCACUGGGAGUGGCUGAUUUCACCACAUCCUUGUCGCUAUGCAUUCUCAAGUGAUAAGUUCAGUACUGUACUUAUACUAUGUAUGCAAAAUAAGACCAUAAGGCAUAGGAACAGA
Molecule: messenger RNA, 1751 nt
Organism: Mobula hypostoma (lesser devil ray)
Lineage: Eukaryota; Metazoa; Chordata; Chondrichthyes; Myliobatiformes; Myliobatidae
Product: E3 ubiquitin-protein ligase TRIM62-like
Exons: 6
Coding region: 44-1690 (548 amino acids)
Molecular function (GO): protein binding; zinc ion binding
Source: RefSeq, a predicted model, not a curated record